Molecule: messenger RNA, 1389 nt
Organism: Macrosiphum euphorbiae (potato aphid)
Lineage: Eukaryota; Metazoa; Arthropoda; Insecta; Hemiptera; Aphididae
Source: the annotation of a GenBank genome assembly
AUGACGUCUUGCGAUUGUCCAAAAAUCAUGGAACAACUACGAGCUGUAGACUCCGACCGCUCCAGGUCUCCGGUAAAAAAAAACGCAAGGGGAAAGCGAGUAGACUCUAGUCAAAGACUAAUGAUAAUUAAUGCGUACAAAGCAAAAUUGGAGGCAGAUCCGGAAAAGACUAUAAGAACACUCCGGCAAGAGAUAUCUAAAGAACUAGGCAUUGGAUCAACUACAAUUUCAAAAACAAUCAUGGUAUACAACCGUUCGAAAACUGUGAUAUCUCCAAAUAGAACUCGGGUUAAGAUAUCCGCCCGCAUUAUAUUUGACGAGUUCGCAAGAAAUCUGGUUCGUAGGCACGUGCACAGUUUUUGGUAUAAUCGUGAAAUUCCGAUAGUCGACAAAAUAUAUCAAGCGGUUUCUGACGACGAUUCUUUACCACCCAUCUCACGGACCGGCCUUUUUCGUCUUUUAAAAGAUAUGGGUUUUAGGUACAGUAAACGAAGCGGAAACGGUGCACUGACGGAAAAAAGUGAAAUAGUUUUGUGGCGUAGACGGUUUCUUAGAGAUAUACGAAAAUACCAAAAAGAGGGUCGGCAUUUAUAUUACUUGGAUGAAACCUGUAUAAAUGUCGGUGAAUGCACAAUACAAUCACCAUGGGACGCACAAUUAAAAGGUCAAACAACCGCUGCUGUAAAUGCAUCGGGAGAAGAUAAACGUGUUAUAGUUCUCAACAUAGGUUCCGAAGACGGCUUUGUUCCCGACGCAUUAUUAUGUUUUGAGUCGAAAAAGAAAACUAGGGAUUUUCACGAUGAAAUUAAUGCCGAAAUAUUCAACAGUUGGAUGGAGAGUGUAUUGCCCAGAUUAAAAAAGAAUUGUGUGGUAAUCAUGGACAAUGAAUCAUAUCAUUCAGUAAAGAUUGACAAAGCACCUACGUUGAAAACCGAGAAGGCUGAUAUUAUUAAUUGGUUGAAGGAUAAAAAUGUAACUAUAGACAGACCCAUGGUUAUCCCAGAACUCCUUUUAAUGGUGAAAAAGGUAAAGCCGCUUCAUGAUAAAUAUGUAAUUGACGAACUAGCAAAACAAUAUGAUUGUAUCAUACUAAGAAUACCGCCAUAUCAUUGCGAGCUUAACGCAAUUGGAUUGGCUUGGCCAUUGGUCAAAAAUUAUGUAAGUAUGAAUAAUACAACUUUUAAAACAACUGAUGUCAAACAAUUAUUAAUUGAGGGCGUCGAACGUGUGAAGCCAAAUAUGUGGAAGAGUUUUAUCAGUCAGACGAAGGCAGAAGAAGACAAACUUUGGAAACUUGAUUACAUUGUAGAUGACAUUUUAGAAGCAGAAACUGUAACGACGACAAACGGAGAUACAUCCUCAGACGACUCCAGCAUUACAUCUGACUAA